AGAUAUUUCGAUAUUAUAUUUAGAUAUUAUCUUAAUAUAAUUUGUAUCUCAGAUACCACUAUUAGUCCACAUCUAAUAGUUUUAUGUAUAUGUACCUAUUUCAAAAUGUAUAACUAUUACUGUGUAUAUGUUGCGCUAGUGAGUAGUUGUUUAUAUCUGUCUAAUGCAGGAACACCACCACUAGAAAACUCUGAAAAGUCCAAUAACCUUGGAAUUAUUGAUGGACAGGAAGUCAUACCUCAUUCGAUGCCAUACAUGGCUGCCAUUCGUAGUGAAAUAAAUUACACCACAGUUUUAUGUGGAGGAUCUUUAAUUAGUGAUUCCUUAGUUCUGACAGCAGCUCGGUGUGUUUAUGGAGCUAGUGAAGUUACGGUUACUUUAGGUGCUCAUAAUUUGACAAUCAACGAAGAAAGUCAAGUCACUAUGACUUCCACAUCAUUUGUUAUCCAUGAAGAUUAUAAGCAUUCUGGGGUACUUCACGAUAUUGCAGUUAUUGAAUUGCCUAAAGCAGUUACUUUAAAUGACUACAUUGCCACGAUAAAAUUGCCAGAUUUUGCAGACAUUAGCAAUAGCUAUGAAGAACAAGCAGCAUCAGUUGCCGGAUGGGGAAGAGUAAAUGAUGCAGAACAAUUAAACAGCGAUGUUUUACUCUACCAAAAUUUUACCAUUAUUCCAAACAUAAUGUGCGAGCUCUCAUAUUUAUUCCAAAUACAAUCAAACCAACUUUGUACAUCAGGUGUAUCGGGAAAGAAUAUUUGCUUAGGAGAUAAUGGUAGCCCUUUGGUAUUGAAUGGCGUACAAAUUGGCAUCGCUUCCUAUGGUACCGUAUUUGGAUGUUCGUUGGGAUUCCCUGGUGUGUUUACCAGAGUAACAAGUUAUUUAGGAUGGUUAAUGCUUUAAGGAUUUGAACAUCAUGAUCCUGAUCGACUAGUAUUAGAAUGGUUCAUAAUGAAUGGCUAUUAUUUUACCUGUAGAUUAUAUUAAUAAUUAAGCUUUUAGUUUAAUAACUGAGAAUAAAAUUGUAAAACCUACGUACUGAGAUACAGCUAUAAAAAUAAUGAAGUAAGGUUGUGAAAUAUUUUAAUGUAAAUAGAAAUAUAAAAAUGAAAGUGCA
Molecule: messenger RNA, 1114 nt
Organism: Diabrotica virgifera virgifera (western corn rootworm)
Lineage: Eukaryota; Metazoa; Arthropoda; Insecta; Coleoptera; Chrysomelidae
Product: chymotrypsin
Exons: 6
Coding region: 106-900 (264 amino acids)
Biological process (GO): proteolysis
Molecular function (GO): serine-type endopeptidase activity
Source: RefSeq, a predicted model, not a curated record